AUGGACGAGACCACCCGAGGCUUUCUAGCCCAGGCUAUCCGGGACGCACUCACGUCUUCUGGAAUCGACUACAACGAAGGGUACAUUGAUUCUUUGAUUUCUAAAGUCGAUAAUGACAUCCUGCAGGCUUAUCUGGCGAGCCAGGAUGGCAACACAGAAGAGUCUCCGUUACGAACAACCGACUCAGAUUUACAAACGCCUCCGGCUUCACUACACAGAGGACUGGAUUGUCAAAAUAUAACUCAACAGCCUAAUAACGACCAUGUGAAAGGUGCCCACCUUUUGGAUCUCCCCGUCGACAGUUCCUCGUCCUAUCAAGCAGACUCCGCGUACACGUUGAAAGCAAUGUCAUCCAUAUUUUUUGAAUGCGCGAGGGUGAAUUUCGCUAUUGCUCUAUACGGGCAUCCAACGAGCGGUGCCCCAACAACAACCAAGCCUGACAAGAUCCGGAAAUAUGUUGAUGAGAUCUCAGAAUUUGAUUAUGAGAAGGCAAUUGACGUCAUCCGGAGAGAUAAUGCUUUGGCUACGGGUAAGGGUCUGCAAAAUCGAUACAAUGAAACAAUUUUCUGGAAGAUCAUUCUCAAGGGUGCUGCGUUGAUCGAUCAUUCAAAGCUACCAACCGCGAAAGGACCGGCAGACGGAUUUACCAUGGCAGAAAAAGCUGCAACCAAGAAAUUCAUGGAAGAUGCUGGAUACGGGUUGGGUGCAGAAAACCAACGGCAAUGCCGUAUUUUCUGGAAAAACCUCUUCCAAAUGCGUGAAGCUGGUAUUGACAAAGUCCUCUAUUACCGCACCAAAGAAUUCGACAGCUAUUGUAAGGGAUAUCCGAAGACGUCAAGGAUCUCCCUCGUGGAUGCAGAAAUGAAGUGGGAGACCCAACAUAGACCUUACAUCGAACAACUCGAAACACGGGCUCUCAGACUCGCGAAAGGUGACCUCAUGCGCCUGUCUGAUCUUGAGAACCCCCAGUUGUAG
Molecule: messenger RNA, 975 nt
Organism: Penicillium subrubescens
Lineage: Eukaryota; Fungi; Ascomycota; Eurotiomycetes; Eurotiales; Aspergillaceae
Exons: 4
Coding region: 1-975 (324 amino acids)
Source: RefSeq, a predicted model, not a curated record